UGAGGCGGCUGUUCGUUACCUAAGUCUUUAAGGCCGGAUUGAUGGGAUUGAGAACUGGUGCAUGUCCUUCAGGUCAGAACCACAGCACUCAAGGGCCCUUCAUGCAGAAAGCUGACGUUUGUUUUAGCUUCUGCUCUGCUGGUAGGAGUGGAAAGCAGCCUGUUCAUUGUGCCUGUGCCUGGUUGAAGUGUUUAGGGAAAGUUCUGGUGGCGUCUCAGUGUUGAUUCUGUUCCUGGCUCUGCGAAAGCCCCCUGUCCUGGUUUCAUGGGAUGUGCAGCGAAUCCCAGGACAGAGGAGAGCUCAGAACCGGCUCCUGUGCUCAGUCUUGAGGCCAAAGCCCAGGAAUCGUGAGGCUGGUCCAGGGGUUGGCGGGCACUCAGCCCUGUCUGACCAAGGCCCAGCUUUCCUGCUGGUGUUGGCUGGGCACUCCCAGCUGCAGGUGGCCUCUCACAGGAUGGUCAUGUGCGGCCUCUGUCCCACCAGGGCUGCACCUCCUACAGUGGAGGCCAUGCAGGGUGAUGUCCAUGGGUCUCCAGGCGUGCGCUGCGGACGGGGAGGGCGUCUGUGAGGAGAUGCAGCCACUCCCUCUGCUGUGGCUGCCCUGCCCUGCUGGGCCACGUGGGCACGCAGGUUCCGUCACUGCACAGGCUGUGUCUUCGUGUUCCUGGGCCCCGCCUCCACCUGUGGAAGGAGGGUCUGGGACCCCCGCUUUUCAGUUCUUUUGGCUCAGGGAAUCCUUGGCCCUUGGCCCUCAUCUUGGGUGGGUCGGGGCGAACUCAGGGCAGCCUCGUUGGUUGGAUGUUGAGGCUCUGGCAUCCGGGACCAGGUGCCCCCACUUAGGCAGGGACUGCCUGGCUGUCAGCGUGGGUGUUGAACUCUCCUGCAGCUGCUGUGUAGGCCUCCACCAAACUUUGACAGGGCUCCGUGCUGCUGACUGUGAGCAUGUGCAGGAUAAGGCGACUGUGCAUUUGGGAACCUGCCAGUGCCCAGGCAUCUCAGGACACACCUGUGGGUGCAGAGCGCCCCGUGCUCGAGCCCCGCCCAUAGGGAUAUCUACCGUAGGAGCCAGCUGCAGCCACUAGCGUGCCAGCACAUCGUCUGCUGGGUUUCUCUCCCCCACUCCCAGUUUGCUUGAAAACUCCUUCUUGAUUACCUGCUCAGAUCCCCCCCGCCAGCGAAUCCUGCCCUGUGAUUGACUGAAGUGUGCGUUCAUUCAGUUACUUGACAAGUGCUUGCUUCCGGCUUCUUGUACUCAUACUGGAAAGCAGAAAGUGACUGCCCUGCCUGAUGCCCACUGACAGUGCGUGGGCUGCAGACCUGUGGUAGAGCCAGGGCCAGUAUUUCCUCUGGUGCUGGGACAAACCCGUGGUGUGAGACUCCCCACUGUUUCCAUAGAAGAGGACAGAAGACGCUCCACAUGCAACGCACUGGACAGCCUUGUGUUCCUGAAGAAGAUGGACACCUGCUGGCAGGACCACUGCAGACAGAUGAUCAUGGUCAGAGGCAUCUUCCUGUUCCUGGACCGCACCUAUGUCCUGCAGAACUCCCUGCUGCCCUCCAUCUGGGACAUGGGGUUGGAGCUGUUCAGAAACCACAUCAUCAGUGACAAGACGGUUCAGAGCAAGACCAUCGAUGGGAUCCUUCUGCUGAUCGAACGGGAGCGCAGCGGGGAGGCUGUGGACAGGAGCCUGCUGCGCAGCCUGCUGGGCAUGCUCUCGGACCUUCAGGUAUAUAAAGAUUCGUUUGAGCUGAAAUUUUUAGAAGAAACUAAUUGUUUAUAUGCUGCAGAAGGCCAAAGAUUAAUGCAAGAGAGAGAGGUCCCCGAGUACCUAAACCAUGUGAGUAAGCGCCUGGAGGAAGAGGGAGACCGCGUGAUCACGUACCUGGACCACAGCACGCAGAGACCACUGAUCGCCUGUGUAGAGAAGCAGCUGCUGGGAGAACACUUGACAGCGAUUCUGCAGAAAGGGCUUGACCACCUGCUGGACGAGAACAGAGUGCCCGACCUCACGCAGAUGUACCAGCUGUUCAGCCGUGUGAAGGGCGGGCAGCAUGCGCUGCUGCAGCACUGGAGCGAGUACAUCAAGACUUUUGGGACAGCAAUUGUCAUCAACCCUGAGAAGGACAAGGACAUGGUGCAGGACCUGCUGGAGUUCAAGGACAGGGUGGACCACGUGGUGGAGGUGUGCUUCCAAAGGAAUGAGCGCUUCGUCAACCUGAUGAAGGAGUCCUUCGAGGCCUUCAUCAACCGGAGGCCCAACAAGCCCGCCGAGCUCAUCGCCAAGCACGUGGAUUCCAAGCUCCGGGCGGGCAACAAGGAGGCCACAGACGAGGAGCUGGAGAGGAUUCUGGACAAGAUCAUGAUCCUCUUCAGGUUCAUCCAUGGCAAAGAUGUCUUUGAAGCAUUUUAUAAGAAAGAUUUGGCAAAGAGACUCCUCGUUGGAAAAAGUGCCUCGGUUGAUGCUGAAAAGUCGAUGCUGUCCAAGCUCAAGCAUGAGUGCGGGGCCGCAUUCACCAGCAAGCUGGAGGGGAUGUUCAAGGACAUGGAGCUCUCCAAGGACAUCAUGGUUCACUUCAAGCAGCACAUGCAGAACCAGAGUGCCCCAGGCCCUAUCGACCUUACCGUGAACAUCCUCACCAUGGGGUACUGGCCCACCUACACACCCAUGGAAGUGCACCUGCCUCCGGAGAUGGUCCGGCUCCAGGAGGUGUUCAAGGCCUUCUACCUGGGCAAGCACAGCGGACGGAAGCUGCAGUGGCAGACCACGCUGGGGCACGCUGUCUUAAAAGCAGAGUUUAAGGAGGGGAAGAAAGAGUUCCAGGUGUCCCUCUUCCAGACGUUGGUGCUGCUCAUGUUCAAUGAGGGAGACGGAUUCAGCUUUGAGGAGAUAAAAAUGGCCACCGGGAUAGAGGACAGUGAACUGAGAAGAACGCUGCAGUCCCUGGCCUGUGGCAAGGCGCGUGUCCUGAUCAAAAGCCCCAAAGGAAAGGAGGUGGAGGACGGGGACAAAUUCCUCUUCAAUGCAGAGUUCAAGCACAAGCUCUUUAGAAUCAAGAUCAACCAGAUCCAGAUGAAGGAAACCGUUGAAGAACAAGUGAGCACUACCGAGAGAGUGUUUCAGGAUAGGCAAUACCAGAUUGAUGCUGCUAUAGUCAGAAUCAUGAAGAUGAGGAAGACUCUUGGUCACAAUCUUCUAGUUUCUGAGCUGUAUAACCAGCUGAAGUUUCCAGUCAAGCCUGGAGACCUGAAGAAGAGAAUCGAGUCUCUGAUAGACCGAGACUACAUGGAGCGUGACAAGGACAGUCCCAACCAGUACCACUACGUGGCCUGACACAUCUGCAGGGUGGCGAAGCCCACUCGCUCCAGGAGCCUGCCGCUGGACACGGGAGACCCUCGGCUCACCGGGCGGGGGACGACAGACCAUCUCGCCCGGGGUGGGGGUCUUCACGUGACACGUCCUUGCCCUCCAGUUCUCAGUUCUCUUAGGCAUUUAGAUGUUCGUUGCUCUGUGUGGAAUGACUUUGAGGUUGGACGCAGGUGGUAGUUGACAGGAGUCCUCCACAAGGUCCUGCCGCUCUGUGGAGGGAGCCGCCAGUGGGUUGGUGUGUGUGUGUGUGUGUGUGUGUGUGUGGUCCCGAGUGCACGAUGAAGAGACCCUCCAUGCUGCAUCGAAGUCCCAGAGUGCUCCGUUGACAAGCCUCAGAGUGAGAACAGAAGCCCCCACGGGCCACCAUGGGAAGACAGCAGGUCCCAUGGGCAGCUCAGCCCUGCAGCCAGAACCCUGGGUCCCAGAGAGGUCUAACCUGUGGCAACGGAUUUUUAUAAAUCGGGCUUUCAAGCCAGGUCCCUGUGUCAUCGCGCUGAGCCCAGCGCACAGCCAGUGGCCUACAGCGAGGACCUUCGUGCCCUCUGCUGAGGGCUGGACCUGGCCCCUGUUUCCUUCUGAGGGUGGGCACCUGCGUUUGGUUUCUUAACUUGCAGCAUUUGUGUGAUUACCGUGAUAGAUACAGUUUGGUUUGUUUGGUUUCCCAGUCCUGAGCAGGGACUGCCCUGUUUUCUGCCCCACCCUGCAGGAAGUUCCCUAGCCGACUUGACAGUCCUGACCUUGUGACACAGUGGUCACUUUGUCAAAAGAUUAAAGGGUUUUGUUGGUUCCUGGUUACAUGUGAACACACACGGGAGGUGGAAUGAGAGUUGAGUGGAGACAUUACUAUGGUGACAAUGACAAAGAUGCUCUUGUGAGAACAUUGGAAAGUACUUUCCAUUUUACAGAGUACCAUGUUUCAUUUUGAUUAAAAGCUACCAAAGGAAUUUUGAUCAUGGUAUCGUGUUUGAAGCAAUAUUUUCUGGAAUAUACCGAGUUUAUAUAAUUUGAUUUUAUGCUAAAUUUAUUAAAGGAUUCUCCCUUUUUGAGACAUGCGUGUUUAAAAUAUGACAUCUUUUGGGUUCCCAUGUUAAAAUCCUUACUCUUUAAAUAUCAUUUCUAUAUUUGUAAAUUUUCAUUUAUGAGUUCUAUAUGAGGUCUGUGAAAGACCAGAUAGAUUUCUAUUUCUAUUCUUAUAUUUUAGGUUCAUUGUGUCUAGAGAUUGUUAAUAUUGUAAUUUAAUAUAGACUUUGAAUAAAAUUAGUUUAAUUGGC
This is a messenger RNA of Ictidomys tridecemlineatus (thirteen-lined ground squirrel), 4639 nucleotides long. It is a transcript of the gene Cul4a, whose product is annotated as cullin 4A. Gene Ontology annotation, molecular function: ubiquitin protein ligase binding. Gene Ontology annotation, cellular component: cullin-RING ubiquitin ligase complex. Gene Ontology annotation, biological process: ubiquitin-dependent protein catabolic process. NCBI's taxonomy places the organism in Eukaryota, Metazoa, Chordata, Mammalia, Rodentia, Sciuridae. The record is from RefSeq and is a predicted model, not a curated record.